Messenger RNA from Mycosarcoma maydis (corn smut), 1815 nucleotides. RefSeq lists its product as uncharacterized. The record is from RefSeq and is a predicted model, not a curated record. The coding region runs from base 1 to 1815 and encodes 604 amino acids. The transcript has a single exon. NCBI's taxonomy places the organism in Eukaryota, Fungi, Basidiomycota, Ustilaginomycetes, Ustilaginales.
AUGGUUGCGCAAGCAGAAUCGUCCAGAUCGAGCGUCAAUGAGCGUCUCGCUCGUGCGCGACAAGAAGAUCUUCGACGAUGUCGGAACUUGCAGGCCAAGCUAAGACGGGCGCAGAUGGACGACGUUCACGAUCCUGCUCUCGGCUAUGAAACGACGACUACAACCUUGAAGCAGCGUUUCACGCCUGUGAAUGCAGUGGCGACUUGUUCGCGAACAGGACUCAUGUUUCUCUCUUCCACCGAACAGGCGCAGAGGGAACGCGAUCAGCGGUCGAGGGAAAGACAGUUGAAGCGCCAAGUGGCGGGACCUAUACCGCCCGAAUCUUGGCGAGACGAUUUUGACCGGCUCAGCAUUCGGAAAGGGGUUGCGAACCAUCUCGAUCGGAAGCAAGUGCACGACCUCGUCUCGGCUACGUCUGCUGCCGCUCGCAAAGACAGGGAGGCUGACAAACACAGUUCUCAAGCCGCGUUGGAUCCAGAUCGUCGACGACGUAUACGGGCAAGUCAAGCAGCCAUAUGUUCUGGUGUUCGCUUUUUCUACGACCCGAAAGAACACGAGGGUGAAAGAAGGACGGUGCUUGGUUUGCGCGAUAUGACACUGUGCGUGAUAGCUGAUGCUCUUAAUUGUCCGUCCAGGAACAAAGGUCAAGAUCACAGCACGAUGCCGGAAAUGAAUCCAAUGCAGUUGCGAGAAGUGCUGGAUUAUCUGCCAAGACACAUGCAAGAGCGUAUGAUGGCCUUGUGCGGGCGUCUGGCUGCUACAGAUUGGCCUUUGAGCGAGUGGACUGCUCAGAUUCAGGUUGAUCUUGACAAACAAGUCCAUUCGGAUGUGAACCACUCGCAAGUCGACCGCAUCCCAGAAGAAGCACAAGAUGACUGGGAGACGAGCUCCAACUCGCCGAGCACGCACUCUUCCACCUUGCCCACUAUCCCAAUCGACCAAAGCAACACCUCUCUCGACCUCUCCUUCUCCACCAUCACCACCCGCACCCUCAACCGCCUCCUUUCGACCCUUCACCAUCCACAUUCUCUCCGAAUGCUCAGCCUAGCCGGCACGUCAUCACUGGAUACCCCUCCAAUGCAUGCCAUCUUUGCACAACUUUCCAACCUUGAAAUCCUCAGCCUUGCAGGUUCGCGACUGUCGCCUUGGGCUACUGAAGAAGAUCAUCAACGGGCAGGUGUGUUCUUGCGCAAACUUAGUCGAAGUUUAGUCAAGCUGGAGACGCUGGAUUUGAGUCAUUGUGGGUGGGUGAGCGCGGACGCGAUACAGGCGGUUUCGUGGGCAACUAGGGUGACGGUUGCUUGGCCGAGAAUGAUGCAUUUAGUGCUGGUUGGGUGUCGGGCACUCGUCGAUCCGAGGAUGGGUGCGGACAAAGCGCCGUCGGAAUUUUCAGGCAAGGCAGCAGGAAGUUGGCUUGCGCAGUGGCAUGCAAGGCACUCGCAGCGAGAUGUAGUGCGUUCUACCAAUUCUGUUCACGAUGGACUGUAUGAUACCUACACCGAUAUCCAUCGUGAUCCGUUCGACCUCUUUGCCCCAUCCACACCGGCCACGAGCCAGCCGACACGUGCGACGUUUAGCGAUUACGUCAACAAUGAUAUUCAGCCUGCGAUCAUCAGCCACAUGACUUGGACGACCGACGACUGCAGCGGCAGCGGCAGUGGUGGUGGUGGUCUGCUGAUGGAAUUUGUCCGUUGUCCACGCUCCGCAGGCAAGAUCGAAAUGUGGCAGUGGCAGCGAGCCCGCAUCAUCGAAGCUGUCCGUGGUCGAAGUCAGCCACAUUCCCAACAGCGACAGUGGAUCGAAGUGUACUUCUGA